Messenger RNA from Choloepus didactylus (southern two-toed sloth), 968 nucleotides. Its product is annotated as basic proline-rich protein-like. The record is from RefSeq and is a predicted model, not a curated record. The coding region runs from base 1 to 786 and encodes 261 amino acids. Lineage: Eukaryota; Metazoa; Chordata; Mammalia; Pilosa; Megalonychidae. The transcript is spliced from 7 exons.
AUGUUGUGUCUUAGCUUUUUGCAUCGUUUCGUUUUACCUUCCUCAUUUAGCAGAAAUUAUCGCAGAUAUUUCACACGACUGGAUCCUACUACCUUCCUCCCCUGCCCCUGCUCCCCAGGCCCCACCUCCCCGGCAGUCGAGCCGGAGCUGGGAUUCCCGUACUUUCGCCGAGAUGAAGUUUGGGGCUCCCCGGGCGGCCAGGAGCCGCCCGCCGGCGUGAGGGCUCUGUUGUUGUUUUCCUCCCGCUGCUCUUGCUCGCUCGCCGGCCCCCGUGCCCCUCUCGAGCGGCGCUGCCUGUGUGCCGAGAGGUGCUGGUUGCAAACGCAGCCUGGCACUGGCUGGCCUACUACUCCCCAGCCCGGCCCCCAGCCUCCCACUCGCAGGGCACUGCCUCCUCGUCCCCCGCCGCCCGCCCGCCAGCGCGGGCGCCGCGACCCUCGCCCCCGACCUUUCCCGACCCAAAGUUUUGGCGGAGGGGGAAAGUGCCCACGGAUUCGGCCGGCUGGCGGCGGCUCCGGACGCGCGGGGUUCCCUCCGUCUUCCUCAAGUCCACCCUACCGGCUGCCGCCACCGCUGCCGCCGCCGCUGCUCCUGCCGCGGAGUCCUUGGGGCUGCAGCCCGGCGGCUCGCAAAUGCCUUAUAAGCAAUGAAAAUUCGGAGGAAAAUAGAUCACUGGUAGUUCUGAAUUGGCUGUUUGGUGGAAGAAGAAGUGAUAGAUACAGCACAGUGCUUAUAAGAGAACUAUUGCUGGCCUGGACUAAAAGGGACCAAAAAAGGACAGACUGAACAAUAAAUGACUUCAAAGGCAGAACCAUGGAAGCUCUGGAAUGAAGAAACUUUGAGCCAGGAGAGCAGAUCCACCCACGCAUGUGGAGAAGGUAUUAAAUGUUUUUGUUGCUGACUCCUAUUUCUCAGAGAAAAAUGGAAGUUUGCUAAAGCUGUUGAAAUGCAAUAUAUAAGAAAUGGAC